AUGGAGAUGAUCCAAGAAGAGGAUCCCAUUUGGAGAAAUGCUCGAAGUGGCAGCAUAAGCGGCGGAUGGUAUAAUACGCGACGACAGUAUCGUUCGGUAGCGUUUGGUACCUGGAAAGUUGGGGGUGCCCGAGAUUUGUCUGUCAAGCGCGGUGCUUCCGAGGGCGAAAGCCAGUUAAAAAAGUAA
Gongylonema pulchrum is the source of this 186-nucleotide messenger RNA. The record is from the annotation of a GenBank genome assembly. Lineage: Eukaryota; Metazoa; Nematoda; Chromadorea; Rhabditida; Gongylonematidae.